GACUCUCUUUCUUCAGUUGUCGAACGCGACGACAAGAUGGUUAACCCAAGAAGACCCCGCCCUACGCGGGACACCAUCUCACUCCUCAACCCCGUUGUGGGCCGACUCAUGGCGGCCCCAAGACCUACCCUAGCUAUAAGUAUAGUGACUGCUUACCGUUUCGGUAACAUGUCUCGCCCUCCUCACCCUUCUUUUCCGGGCCAGAGAACCCCACGCUGGCUCAUGGCCAGUAGCCGUCCCUCCGGCCCUCACAAUAUCCCCCUUCCAUCGUCCAGCCCUCAGGAUGUCCCCCUUCCAGCCUCAUCGCCGACCUUGGCUAGCACCAGUUAUGCCACCAGUUAUGCCAGCACCGACUCUUACAUGUCAGGAGCGACCAUCUUGGCACAAGCGACCAUUUUGCCUGGCAACAACAUGAUGGACGAAGAGGGCGAGUCCUCCACCGCGGUAGUUGAUCGCAAGAACGACCCAAGAUUCCAAUCACCCGAGGCCUACUUCGGUCUCCCCCUCAGCGAGAUUGUUGAAGGACCGGAAUACUUCUUGCACCCCUGGCACAAGCUUAUGGAGGAAUCAACUGACUUCCCCUUCUUUAUCUUCAACGCGAUCAGGUAUCCAGCAAAGUCUCUCAACAAAGCGGCGGCAGAAGCCUUCCCCUGGAAGCACGUCGAGACAAUCAGGGCUCCUUGGGUCAACGACGGCAAGCUUAUGCAAUACGACGAAUCACUCGGCUACUGUGUUGAGCAACCCUGCGACGACGUGUCCAAGCUUGACAAAAGCAAGCUCUUCGGCUUCACCCACGAGCUCGACGCCGACGCCAGAUACGGCUGGCUCCAGUUUGAACACGAGGACACCAAACGCUACGUCAAGUACCUAAAGGACAUUGAGACCAAAAUGAAUGCCAUUAAAGCAAGGGGGCAAGAGCUGCAGUUGGAGAACGAGAAAAUCUACGAGGAACUCUCGAGCCUCAGACACAAACUCAACCGCGUGCGCGGCCUCAACGUCCUAGUCGGCAUCCAGAGAUUUCUCGCCCAGGCUCGCGUCAACGAACUCGAAAUGUACCAGGACGAGAACAACCACAAGCUCCGCGAGCUCCUGCGAAAGUACCAUGAGCUGAUGCGCGAGCACCACCGCACCGUGGCCCUGACUCUCAGCUUCGACAGCAUGCAGAUCGCGGACAUCCGUCGCGCCGACAAGAAGCGCAAGGCCGACAACAAGGCAAACGAGGAAGAACAGGAGCGCCUCAUGAACUUCAUCAAACUCCAGAGCCAGAAGGACGAGGAGGAAGAGCUCAAGCGUCUUCACAAAGAAGCCAAAGCCCGCGCCGCCGAUAAAGGCAAGGGAAAAGGUAAAGGCAAGGCAACCGCCGCCGACCUCAACGACGACGACAAUUCCGACGACGACGACCUCCUCGCGGACCUCGAACUUGCCGGGCAACCUCAAACCCUCGCCGCAGCCGGCCGGAUGCUCGACCCUGCUGGGGAGGGUCGCGAUAUCCCCCAGAACGUACCGAGCUGGUUCCCCAUCUUCGACGCCCAACAAAUUGUCCCGCUCCGCUCCGCCCACCCGCGCCAAAGAUUUGACGAGUUGAUGGUCAAGGUGGCGGAGUUGUAUUCUCGGGCUGAGGAGGAGAAGAAGUUUGGUGCUGCCAAGCCCAAGCCGAAGAAGAUCUUCCCCGAGCUCCACGACCCGCACCCCGAGUGGUCGACGGAGUUUAAGUGCGAGAGGGGCGGUUGGUGGUUGUGCAGCGACAAGGAGGACGCUACGCGCCCCGAGAAGGCCUGCAAGCCGUGCAAGGCCGCCAGGGCCGAGGCGGCCAGGGAGGAGAGGGCGAAGAUGGCCCGGGGCAUCUUCCCGGAGGAUGAAGACCGUACUGCAAAGGAGCAGUACGACGAGAUCAACCAGGCGAUGGACCUGGCCAUGGCCCAGGCCCAUGUGGAGGAGGCGCGGGUCUCUACUAGGCAACCAGCUUGAGGAUAGUUGGUGGAUCAUAUAGCCUUAUAUGGCUCAAUGAUUAGUGAAUUUCAACGGAAGUGCGACUACCUUAAAUACGGCGAUACUUGUUCUGCGGUAAAGUGAUAAUGUGAUGAAUUUGUGUUGAAUGUGUGUUGAAUAUCGUGAAUGAUUACCGUGCCGACCGUGAUACCGAUACGUUGAAGUGUUAGUGAGAUAUAUGCCCUGUAGGGUAAUGGUCUAAGAUCAAAGUUAUUGCUUACGGUUGGUUCAAAGUGUAAGAAAUAUGAUGCCUAUGUCUUGGUGGAUGAGUGAUCCCGUGACGUUGUUGAUUGUUG
Messenger RNA from Neurospora tetraspora, 2285 nucleotides. RefSeq lists its product as uncharacterized. Lineage: Eukaryota; Fungi; Ascomycota; Sordariomycetes; Sordariales; Sordariaceae. The record is from RefSeq and is a predicted model, not a curated record. The transcript has 2 exons. The coding region runs from base 37 to 1968 and encodes 643 amino acids.